AUGAGGCCGCUACGGUUUCUUCUCCUCCUCACCUUCUUCAUAACGCUCCCGAUAGCCUUGACUUUCUUCUCCCUUUUCUCAUUAUCCGAGAGCAAUGCCGACACCUUUCACACCGGCUACACCCCUCGCCAACGUAGCCUGCGAGCGUUCUUCUCAUUCCAAACCCCAUCCAGCUUGUUUCCGCCUUCAGCAAUAAUUAGCCUAACAGCGGAUAAUUCUACAUUCUUCCUGGCCAGGCCUGCUGCGUUUGGACCGAGCCUGCCUUCGAGGGGACUCAGCGGGCAAUUGUGGGUGGGCAAGGGGUUUGGAGAUGAUGCACUCCUGAAAGAAGAGAAUAUUCAUAUUGUGGGAUGGGAGUUAGGCUGUUCUGACGUGCCAGGCUGGGGCGAGGAGACCUCCAAGAGAGAGAAAAACCUGCCUCAAGUCGAUCAUCUACAGGAAAGCUCCAAUAAGCGCCGAGAUUUGGGCCGUGAUGGCCAAGCAGGCGAUGAGGAUCUGGAUGGUUCAGAGCCCUUUCAGGAAAACGUGGAGGACGACGGAACGGAUGACUAUCUACAUCACCCUCUUCCAGACUCGAACCCUGCUACACCUGGCCACCCUGGCGAGCCUGCUAAUAUUGGUCCCUCCGAUCAAAAGAAUCCAACUCAUGCCGACAUUGAAUCUUUACAAGAAAGCGCCGAUAUUGCCGGAAAGAUCGUGAUGCUUAGCCGAGGCGGAUGCGGAUUUUUGGAAAAGGUCAAAUGGGCACAACGCCGUGGAGGUAUAGCCCUUAUUGUGGGAGACAACGAACGCGGAGCACAAUUAACAAUCAUGUACGCCAAAGGAGACACAUCGAACGUCACUAUACCUGCCGUCUUCACCUCGUAUACUUCGGCUCAUCUUCUGGCCUCGCUGGUGCCACCUGAGUCGGGCGAAGACGAAGCUGGCUCUGGCAAGGGCUCGGACAAAGCAGCGAAGGGCCCACAGAAGGGUAACAAUCAUGAACAGCAGGACAGCAAGCCAGUGUUUACUUCAACCAAAUCUCGGAAACAGCAGCCGACCAUUGUCCCAGCUAAGGAUUCUGCCACCGCUCAAACUGAGAAGGGCUGGGUAAGCAAUGUGCUCAGCGCGAUUGGCCUGAACGAAAAUUCUCCUUUCUCGCAUGUCGAGGACAGCCGCCGGCCACCAAGCAGCGGUAACAUCGAUUGGGUCCUCGUAGAAGACUGGGACGACGACAUGCCGGUGAAGUCGAGCAAAAAUGCAAAGCCAGCGGCCAACAUUCCCACUUUAUCAACAUCAAUGCUGAGAACAGAAGCAACAGCCUCUAAAAAACCAGGAAUGGACGACUUCGUGAUCGGCGUCCACGAUUGGCGAGAUACCGACUUGGUGGCACCAAAGCCGUCGAAGAGCAUUGCCAAUGUUGUCGCCAACCCAAAAGCUGGCAAAGGCAGUCAAGCAGAAGCCACCAAUGUCGUCAAGCCGUCCAGUCAAGCUCAAGACGCUCUCAAGGGUGGCAGUAUUACGCCGGGCAGUGGCGAAUAUGUUCAUGAGAAAUUCGAACAAACGAACCGUUACAACAGAGGGCAAGAUCGGUCGAAACAGCAGCAAAAGCAUGCUGAUGCUGCUCCUGUCGAAGAAGCAAAGGGCUGGCUCAAUUUGUUCAGCUCGAAGGAUUCCAGAAAAGAAGCGCCCAGGACACCUGCCUCAAAACAGGAACAGGAUGCUAAAGCAGGCUCUGCCCAAGUGCACAGUAUAGCAGGCCACCAGGAGGAUGAGGACCACCCGGGUUUGUGGGUCACCUUGACACCGACAAGUGUGUCGACAAGCCCAUUCUUUGACACGCUGCUUGUGCUUGUCAUCAGUCCCUUGAUUACGCUGACGGUGGUCUAUGCACUACUACUGUUGCGCUCGCGUAUCAGACGACGAAGAUGGCGUGCACCCAAAUCCGUCGUGGAGCGAUUACCUGUCCGCACGUAUCACACCAUGAAUCCAGCGUCCUCGACCACAUCGUCGCAAGUGGCCUCUUCAGAUGCGUCCUCACCAACGUCCCCCCUUCUGAUCUCCUCAUCACAGAAUGCCUCGGCGCGCCCACGACCACGCUCGCAGACCACCAACAGCGUAUUUCCAGGAAGUACCGGCUCGACUGCCUCCCAAGCUCGCAACCUGACUUCGCCGUCAGAAAAGGGCCCAUCAAAAUUCGCCAGGCGGAAGCGCUACACAGGGCGCCAGAUCGAAUGCGUAGUUUGUCUGGAAGAGUACAUCGAUGGCGAGAGUCAAGUCAUGUCUCUGCCAUGCGGGCACGAAUUCCACGCCGAGUGCAUAACUCCCUGGCUUGUGACGCGGCGACGUACAUGCCCCAUCUGCAAAGGUGAUGUUGUGCGGAGUCUUGCGCGCACAGACUCCCGAUACGAGGAGGAUGUGACGGAGGGCGAGCAAACUAGUGAUGAUGUGCAGGAACGCGCUGCUCAGACGACCAAUGAGGAUGUGAGUGCCGCCAUUCCCAUUCCGACUCUCCUCCGCGAUGCGAACCACGACGUCGAACAAGGCCAUGCUGUCGACGCUGAGGAUGACGUACCUUUGCUCAACGGCCAACAUGCAGGAGGUCAAAACUUGGCUGCGGCGAGAGACGGAAGUACAGUGUGGAGAAGUAUCAGCGCCAGUGUGAGUCGACUGAGUGGAGAGACUCUCUGGAGAAACACUCCCGUCGAUCGCAACAGGUGA
Exophiala spinifera is the source of this 2700-nucleotide messenger RNA. RefSeq lists its product as uncharacterized. The transcript has a single exon. The record is from RefSeq and is a predicted model, not a curated record. The coding region runs from base 1 to 2700 and encodes 899 amino acids. Lineage: Eukaryota; Fungi; Ascomycota; Eurotiomycetes; Chaetothyriales; Herpotrichiellaceae.